AUGUCCUCCAACGAUUACUACGGUAGUGGUCACGGCCAGCAGGGUGGUUACCCUCAGCAGCCGAACUACGGCCAACCUCAAGGCUACGGCCAACAGGGCGGGUAUCCUCAGCAGCCGCAGUAUUCUCAACAGCAGCAGUCUCACCAGCAACCCCAGGGCUACGGCUACAACCAACAGCCUCAACAACCUCAAUACAGCUCGCACUCCCCACAGCCCAGCUACGGCUCCCACGCUCCUCCCCAGCAGGGCUACGGCCAGCAACAGCACUACGGCCAACCAAACUACGACCAGCACAGUUCAUCGCCUUACCCCCAGCAGCAACAGCAGCACGGCGGUUCUCAAUACGGCGCCCCUGCCUAUCCUCAGGGCGGCGCUCCAGGACAAUACCCUCCCGGCCAGCCCGGCCCCGACGGUGACCGCGGUCUAGGUGCUACCCUCGUCGGCGGAGGUGCCGCUGCUUGGGCUGCGCACACUGCUGGAGGUGGUCUCCUCGGCAGUCUCGGUGCUGCAGCCGCUGGUGCUAUCGGCGCCAACGUCCUCGAGAACAAGUUCAAGAAGGGCAAGAAGGACAAGAAGCAUAAGAAGGAUAAGAAGCACAAGACCCGCGGUGUUAAUGGAAGCUCCAGUAGCAGCAGCGACUCUGACUAA
Messenger RNA from Fusarium sp. VM40, 648 nucleotides. The record is from the annotation of a GenBank genome assembly. NCBI's taxonomy places the organism in Eukaryota, Fungi, Ascomycota, Sordariomycetes, Hypocreales, Nectriaceae.